Peronospora matthiolae is the source of this 660-nucleotide messenger RNA. Lineage: Eukaryota; Oomycota; Peronosporomycetes; Peronosporales; Peronosporaceae. The record is from the annotation of a GenBank genome assembly.
AUGACGACUAUCUUCGAUGGCUAUGACGAAGAGUACCGCACUUUAACGACCGACAUCUCCACGAAGCUGCGCGAGAUCGCAUCAUAUGACGAGCAGAGAGACAAGAAGAAGUCGAGUAUCGUGCACGUGGGCGACCUGUUAACCCAAGCCACGCAGCUGAUUCAGCAGAUGGAGCUGGAGGUGAGGAGUCUGGACACCGCGACCCGUCGGGACCUAUCGAAGAAGGUGGACCAGUACAAGAAAAGCCUGGCAUCGUUAUCGGCCCAGCACAAUAAAAUUCGCGAAAAUGAAGAACGUGACGGGCUGUUUGGUGAUCGGGACUGCGAGGCGACUUCCGAUGACCACCGUAGUCGACUUUCUGCUGCCACGAACAAAAUGAAGGGCACGACAGACAAGCUGACAGCCGCACGGAAAGAGAUAGCGGACACGGAGGAAGUUGCGCUUGCCAUUAGCGAUGAUCUUGGCCGAAACCGCGAGAAGAUCGAAGCUACACACGCAAAAGUGAAAGGAGUGAAUGAGAUGGCUCGUCGCGGAGGAAAUAUCGUGAGUCGAAUGGCUGCUCGUAACAAACGCCAGAGGAUGGCUUUGUCGAUCGCAGCCAGUUUCAUCAUUAUCGCCAUCGUGCUGCUGAUUUACUUUGGUAUAUUCAACAAAACGUAA